CAGGGGUGGACUGACCAUUUGGAAACUCGGGCACUGCCUGAGGGCCUGGGGUCAGUAGGGGGCCCCAUGAGAUGCCCCUGGUACCUUUUUCAUAGGCUUUUUUGAGUUUGGGCAAGGACACAGGAGCCCCAUGAUCCCCUAUUGCCCGGGGCCCCAUCAGUUGUCAGUCCGCCCCUGGAGGGUGUCUAUGGGAAGGUUUGAGUCCAGGGGCGGACUGACCAUUUGGAAACUCAGCACUGCCCGAGGACCUGGGGUCAGUAGGGGGCCCCAUGAGAUGCCCCUAGUACCUUUUUCAUAGGCUUUUUUGAGUUUGGGCAAGGACACAGGGGCCCCAUGAUCCCCUGUUGCCCGGGGGCACCAU
This is a messenger RNA of Staurois parvus, 361 nucleotides long. Lineage: Eukaryota; Metazoa; Chordata; Amphibia; Anura; Ranidae. The record is from the annotation of a GenBank genome assembly.